UAACCAACCCAGUCUUUCAGGCUUCCGCGGUCGUAGUGUAAUGUACCUACUUUCAUAAAAUUUGAAUAAGCAAUUGUUUCGAAAUUUUAUCAUUUACUUGGUAAACCACCUACAGUAUUUUUAUUAAAAAAACAAAUCGGAAAAUACCGUUAGCAAAAGGAAAGGAAACGUUUAUUAAGUGUUUAAUAUUAGAAGUAGUUUUCUAGCUCGUCACAAUUUGUGAACUAUACUGUACUUUACGAAUGUUUAAUAUUUAUCUACAUCUAAUUAUAAAAGCAGCAGAAAAUCGUUUGUUGCUGUAUGUUGAUGAUAGGCUGUGAGAUAUGGCAAAUCCCACAAAGUGAAAACACAUUAACAAACAUUAAUGUUUACUUUUAAAGCAAUUGCUACAGAAUACGAUUACUUGCUACGUGUCUAUCGUACUGUGUGUGUGGUUUGCAUUGAACUACUUAUCAAGUUGUGAGUGGAAAUUAGGAAAAUAAAAAUGCAGCAAGGUCCAGGUUAUCGAUCUCCGUUAGAUGCUAUGAAAGGUCCUAGAGAAGAGCUUCUUUACGUCAUUUGCAUUCAGACGAAUCCUAAUCCCACGAAAAGUGACCUUUUAGCCACCGUGGAUGUUAAUCCAUCAUCCCCAACUUAUAGCAAAAUAAUCCACAAAACGUAUACGGAAAGACUACAUGAUGAACUGCAUCAUAGUGGUUGGAAUGUAUGUUCCAGUUGUUACAAGGUCAAGGAAUGCUGUCCGGUACCCGUAAGAAACAGACUAGUUAUGCCCAGUUUAGGGUCAAAUAGGGUAUACAUUGUAGAUACAGAAACUGACCCAAGAAAACCGAAAAUUCAUAAGGUAAUUGAAGCUUCAGAAAUCGAUGCUUUGAACUGUUCUGCUCUCCACACUUCCCACUGUUUGCCUAGUGGAGAGGUAAUGAUUUCUGCAAUGGGGGAUGCGAAUGGGAAUGGAAAAUGCGACUUUGUACUUAUUGAUGCGUGCACAUUAAAACCAAAAGGAACUUGGAUUCAAGGGAAUAAGCGCCCACAGUUUAACUACGAUUUCUGGUAUCAACCGUACCAUGACAUUCUUGUAUCGACCGAAUGGGGUAUACCGAACGUUUUCAAGAAAGGGAUGAAGCCAGGAGAUGCAGACAAUUAUGGGAAAUCGUUAAACUUUUUCUCAUAUAAAGACAGGGAACUACUCCAGUCGAUUGAUCUCGGAAAGGAAGGCACAGCUCCUUUAGAAAUUAGAUUUCUCCAUAAUCCGAAAGCAAGUGAGGGUUUCGUCGGGUGUGCGGUAUAUUCAAAGGUUUUUAGAUUCUACUUGGCAGGUGAUGGUAAAUGGAAAGCCGAAAAAGUGAUAGAUAUUCCACCAAAGAAAACAUCCAAUGGGGAAUUUAUUCAUGGUUUAACAAGUGAUAUUCUCAUUUCUUUGGACGACAGAUUCCUGUACAUAAAUAACUGGAUUCAUGGAGAUAUAAGACAGUACGAUAUUACAGAUACUAAAAAUCCUAGACUAGUAGGUCAACUAUUUCUGGGAGGGAAACUCACAAAGGACGCAAAAGACAAAGUCGUAGAAGAUCCAGAAGGAAAAGCUCCCGUUGAUCCUGUAUAUGUGAAGGGAAGGAGGCUCCUUGGUGGACCACAAAUGAUGCAGUUGUCCCUUGAUGGAAAACGACUUUACGUGUCAUCUGGUUUAUUUUCUCCUUGGGACAGACAGUUUUAUCCAGAAACUAUAAAGACUGGAAGUUUUCUCGUUAAAGUUGAUGUCAAUACAGUUACAGGAGGAUUGAAAUUGGAUGAUGACUUUCUAGUCGAUUUUGGAGAAGACCCUUCGGAACCUCUCUAUGCUCAUGAAAUUAGAUAUCCAGGAGGAGAUUGUACCUCCGACAUCUGGCUUGCAGAUGACUGAUUUUUUUUAAAUGUUCUAUUUACUUAUUUUACAUAAAUCUUAUAAUAAUCGCCUAUAUUUUGUAACAUUUUACAACAAAAUAAAAAUGUUAAAUUUUUA
This is a messenger RNA of Agrilus planipennis (emerald ash borer), 1996 nucleotides long. Its product is annotated as methanethiol oxidase. Gene Ontology annotation, molecular function: selenium binding. The transcript is spliced from 9 exons. Lineage: Eukaryota; Metazoa; Arthropoda; Insecta; Coleoptera; Buprestidae. The record is from RefSeq and is a predicted model, not a curated record. The coding region runs from base 485 to 1897 and encodes 470 amino acids.